Molecule: messenger RNA, 269 nt
Organism: Dentiscutata erythropus
Lineage: Eukaryota; Fungi; Glomeromycota; Glomeromycetes; Diversisporales; Gigasporaceae
Source: the annotation of a GenBank genome assembly
GUCCAAUUAGACAGAAAAGUGUUCCAACAAGAAGAAAAUUUACACCAUUUGAUGCAUCUAAGCCAUUUUGUAUUCCAUUCAAAUUACCUACUACUAUUAAUGAUAAUAAUUCUUCUGGUAUUCAAAUUAUUGAUAAGGAUCAAGAAAUUUGCUCAAAUAUGGAGACUAAUUCAACCUUUGAAAUACCUCAAAUUUUAUUAGAGAAUUGUAAAAAUUGUAAUAUAGAUAUUAAAUUUACAUUUCAAAAAAAAAUAUCAAUAUUGCUGUAA